Messenger RNA from Labrus mixtus (cuckoo wrasse), 4049 nucleotides. It is a transcript of the gene dhx33, whose product is annotated as DEAH (Asp-Glu-Ala-His) box polypeptide 33. The coding region runs from base 198 to 2243 and encodes 681 amino acids. The transcript is spliced from 12 exons. The record is from RefSeq and is a predicted model, not a curated record. Gene Ontology annotation, cellular component: nucleolus; intracellular anatomical structure. NCBI's taxonomy places the organism in Eukaryota, Metazoa, Chordata, Actinopteri, Labriformes, Labridae. Gene Ontology annotation, molecular function: ATP binding; RNA binding. Gene Ontology annotation, biological process: positive regulation of transcription by RNA polymerase I.
CAAACGUCUGCGCCGAUUUUGACCACGUGGGGACGUUUUUGCAGAGGAAGCAAAACAUCCGCAGUGACGCUUGCCUGUGUGCCAGCGAGCAUGAAAACAACUUUCAGUGUUUCUUCGUGACAUUAAAAAGAAUCUGAACAGAGGGAGAGAGAGAGGGCCUCGGAGGUUUCCCCCAUCAGCGUCACUUUUUCUAGACCAUGCCCCACGACCCCGACCCUCCUCCGGCUAAAAGGUUCAAGCCGGGGUCUGUUUUCUUCCGUCUCGACAGGAAUAAGCCUGGUAUGCUGCUGCCUAGAAAGGGGAAUGCAACCACUCCACUAGAAGUCCAGAGGAAACAGCUUCCUAUCUACCAGGCCAAACCUCAGCUCCUGAACCAGCUGAGGCAGCUGAGCAGUGCUGUUCUGAUAGGGGAGACUGGCUCUGGGAAGACCACUCAGAUCCCUCAGUAUCUGUAUGAGGCCGGCAUCGGACGUCAGGGCAUCGUUGCCAUCACUCAGCCCCGAAGAGUUGCUGCGAUCUCUCUGGCAGGACGGGUGGCAGAGGAGAAGAGGACUCAGCUGGGCAAACUGGUCGGCUACACCGUACGCUUUGAAGAUGUCACCUCCUCUGAGACGAAGCUGAAGUUCAUGACAGAUGGGAUGCUCCUACGUGAGGCCAUUGGAGACCCCUUACUGCUGCGCUACACCGUGGUGGUCCUGGACGAGGCUCAUGAGCGCACUGUGCACACUGAUGUGCUGUUUGGUGUGGUGAAGACGGCUCAGCGCCGACGCAGAGAGCUCAAUAAGAUCCCUCUGAAGGUGAUCGUGAUGUCAGCUACCAUGGAUGUGGAUUUGUUCUCCGAGUACUUCAACAAGUCGCCCGUCCUCUACCUGGAGGGCAGACAGCAUCCCAUUCAGAUCUACUACACCAAGCAGCCGCAGUCAGACUACCUGCAGGCCGCGCUCGUCUCCGUCUUCCAGAUCCAUCAGGAGGCACCGCCGUCCCAUGAUAUCUUAGUGUUCAUGACGGGUCAGGAGGAGAUCGAGGCUCUUGCCAGGACGUGUCGAGACAUCUCCAAGCAUCUCCCUGACGGCUGCAGUCCCAUGGUGGUUAUCCCUUUGUACGCGUCGCUUCCUCCCGCACAGCAGCUCAGGGUCUUCCAGGCCGCUCCGAAGGGAUGUAGGAAGGUCAUCCUCUCAACCAACAUCGCCGAGACGUCGGUCACCAUCUCUGGGAUCAAAUACGUCAUCGACACGGGGAUGGUGAAGGCAAAACGCUUCAAUCCUGACAGUGGGCUGGAGGUUCUGGCAGUGCAGCGGGUCUCUAAAGCUCAGGCGUGGCAGCGGGCCGGCCGGGCCGGCAGGGAGGACUCGGGCUCCUGCUAUCGUCUGUACACGGAGCAGGAGUUUGACAACUUCAUCCCCAUGACUGUGCCUGAGAUCCAGAGGUGUAACUUGGCUGGUGUGAUGCUGCAGCUCAUGGCUCUGGGGAUUCCAGAUGUCAUGAAUUUUGAUUUCAUGUCAAAGCCUUCUCCAGAGGCCGUCCGCUCUGCCGUGGAGCACUUAGAGCUGCUGGGAGCUUUGGAGAGGAAGGAGGGCCAGGUCCUCCUCACUGCUCUGGGGAAGAAGAUGGCCAGCUUCCCUCUGGAGCCCAGAUACGCCAAGACCAUCCUGCUGUCCCCCGACUACUCGUGCUCCGAGGAGAUUCUCACCAUCGUGUCUCUGCUCUCGGUGGACACCGUGCUGUAUAACCCUCCUGCCCGGCGGGAUGAGGUGCUCGCCGCACGCAAGAAGUUCAGCUCCAGUGAAGGAGACCACAUGACCCUGCUCAACAUUUACAGGGCGUUCAAGAAAGUCAGCGGUAACAAGGAGUGGUGUCGGGAGAACUUUGUCAACAGCAGGAACAUGGGUCUGGUGAAAGAGGUCCAGGCUCAACUCAAAGACAUCUGCCUUAAGCUUAAUUUGAAGAUGGAGUCUUGCGGUGCCGAAACAGGGAACGUCCGCCGCUGCCUUGCCCACGGGAUGUUCGUCAACGCCGCCGAGCUCCAACCUGACGGGAGCUACUUAGCCCUCGACACCCACCAGCCCGUGGCCAUCCACCCCUCCUCCGUCCUUUUCCAGGCCAAGCCAGCGUACGUGGUGUUCAACGAGCUUCUGCACACGUCCCGCUGCUACAUGAGAGACCUGUGUUUGGUCGAUGCCGACUGGCUGCUGGACGCGGCGCCAGAAUACUUUGGACGCAAACUCCGCCCAACCAAGAGCUAACGGAGAGAGAAAGAGGACGGAGGAAGGACCAAUCAGCAGGUGACAAACAACAAUUGAUGCAUCCUGAAUUUGGAGAAAAGACACUUGGUAAUUUCCUACAGAAACAAAUCGGACCAGAACACUUUUUGUGCAGAACACGUCUCUGGAUUUCACUACCUCUCAGUUGACGAGCGUUUGGCUCGUGUCAACGAAGCAGAACUCUGCAUAUCAAGGCCUCACAACGUUGACUUCCUUCAGAUUUUAUAAACGGUGUUUCCUCUGCCUGAUAACAUCUAAUCUGCACUUUUUGCAAAAUGUAUUUUUUGAGAUGUCAUGCAUACUCAGAUUCAACCUUUGCAUGCAUCUAGUCAGUUUUUCAAAGAAGCUGUUGUUUAUCAAACCACACAUUAUAUAAUACCAUUCUCCAUAGGUCAAUUUAAUAACAACACGCCAGCUGCUCUACAAAGUGGAGCUGAUGGUUGUUCUCUUCUUCGUCACUCCUCCUCAGAAAGUUAGCUUGAACUGGAAACGCCGUGUUGAUCAUUUUUGAUAAGUAAGUUAUUGGUUUAUACGAAGUGGUCUUUUAUUAAAGGGUCACUAAACCCCAGAGUUUCAGCUAAAGUGCAUCAGGUUAGCAAGUUUAGCGCGGUUAUUUAGGCCUGAGCGGCGACUCGAGUAGCAGCAAGUAAACGGCCGAUGACGAGGACAGGGAAGGGCAGGAGAGGAGAACUUAUCUGAGUGGUUUACGAUGCCCCCUUGAGGAUUUGGAUGGUAUGGCCUUAACAAUUUUAAAUAAAAAGCCCCGUUUUUAUAUCUUACAAUCGGCAUAUUUCACGUCAAGCCAAUUAGAUUUCAGAUAUAAUCAAUCCGUUCAUCCCACUUGACGAGUCUGCUGACUCAAGUUUCUAUAGAGAUGGGUGACUAAAGCUGGCAGUACUAUCGUCACCUGCCUCCAGACAGUCGAUCCAUUAUCGAUGACAUCUAGAGACAGACAACCAGCCACACUCACAUUCACACCUACGGGUAAUUUAGAGUCUCCAGUUAACCUAACGAGCAUGUCUUUGGACUGUGGGAGGAGAACAUGCAAACUCCACACAGAGAGGCUCCUGUCAGAAGGGGAUUCAAACCAGGAACCUCCUCGCUGUGAGGCAACAGUGCUAACUACUGCAGCACUGUGCAGUCUGCCUCUACAUCAGCCAAUAGAAAUAUAUAUUUGCAGUUCCAACCUGUAGAGGGCAGUCUCUGCACAUUUCUAACCAAAUGUGAAAAAUUGCAAUGCGUAGUCAAAUGAGGAGAUCUUGACCUGAAUAAAUCAACACCGGUACUUAAUACCCGUAUACAGCGGUGAUCCUGGGGUUCAGUUACUCUUUAAUGCAAAGACGGUAGAUUUGUCUUAAUACAUGAACCAGCUUUUGAAAAGUAAAAUCACUAAAGGGGGUGUUUUUUACUUGCUCACAGGGACAUGAUUCACUCAUCUCUUGAGCCUCUGCAUGCCUUUUGUUCACAUCCAUGAUUGUAACACCAGGUCGCUGUUCAUGCACAUCAGGAGAAGUAGCAUGCCUUACUCUCCAGGUUCCACUCUUUGACAUCACAUGUAACUCAGCCCCCCCCCCCCUACACAGACAAACCAUCGAUGUAUGCCGACAGAAAAUGUAUGCAAUGCAUGGAGAUUAGAGUUAGCCACGUGACCUCUCAGGUCUCUCAUAGAAUCACCACCAUGUGGAGGAAUACCAUGGAUGCUCCUCUCGUCUUUUUUGCACUGGACUCAGGAUUGUACAAUAUUCACUGUAACCUGAAUAAAUGACAUAAACAGUUUAUAACUUUUAA